AUGACGGUAGAAGAACUCGCCACAACAGUUGAACAAAAAAUUAAGCUUCUGGCCAAUGCAGAUGCAAAAGCCAUUGAGCGGGCUGAACAUGCCUACAUUCGAGCCAACGCUCAGCUCAGAGAAGUUAUCAGUGGUCUGAAAACGUCACUAAUCAAUCUUGAACUUCUGGCCGGAGAACAACAAGAUCCCCCACAUACCGCGUCAGCUCCUACCAAAACUGCGAAGCAGCCGACACCGGUGAAAGCCGAGAAAAAAGGCGGUAAGCCCGCGGACAGCAAUUCCUCCGUGGAUGUCAGUCGACUUGACAUGCGCGUGGGCAAAAUCGAAGAAGUUGAGCGCCAUCCCGACGCUGAUUCACUCUACGUAGAAAAAGUCGACCUCGGUGAGGGCCAUCUUCGGACCAUAAUCAGCGGCCUGGUGAACAACGUGCCGAUUGAGAAAAUGCAGGGACUCGUGGGCAUUUUCAUGUGCAACCUGAAACCGGUGAAAAUGCGGGGCAUCCUCUCGGAGGGCAUGUUAAUGUGCGCCACCGACGCAAACCAGAAGGUCGAACCGCUCGUCAUUGUCAGCGACACGCCGCCUAAGCUUGGCGACACUGUCUACGUUGACGGCUAUCCAGGUGAACCGGACGAUCAGCUAAACCCAAAGAAAAAGAUUUUUGAGCAGGUGAAACCAGACCUGCGUGUGGACGGCAACCACUUGGCUACUUACAAGGGUACACCCUGGAAGUUGAAGGGUGACCCUUCCGCCGUCAUAAAAGCCCCCACGGUGGUUGACGCACAGAUCUCCUAG
Molecule: messenger RNA, 792 nt
Organism: Mesocestoides corti
Lineage: Eukaryota; Metazoa; Platyhelminthes; Cestoda; Cyclophyllidea; Mesocestoididae
Source: the annotation of a GenBank genome assembly